Molecule: messenger RNA, 1581 nt
Organism: Xiphophorus couchianus (Monterrey platyfish)
Lineage: Eukaryota; Metazoa; Chordata; Actinopteri; Cyprinodontiformes; Poeciliidae
Gene: tmprss5
Product: transmembrane serine protease 5
Exons: 12
Biological process (GO): proteolysis
Cellular component (GO): membrane
Molecular function (GO): serine-type endopeptidase activity
Source: RefSeq, a predicted model, not a curated record
UUCCCACAGAGUCUUGAUGGAGACGCAUUGUCAGUGAUUGAAAAUCCAGUGGCCGUCACUCAUCCCUUUCACUCGGAGACAACAGCAGGGGUCGCGGCAAGCAAAGGGGUGCAGGGCUGGUUAAAGGGCACUCGGUACACAACUCACGCUCAUAGGCUGGUGAGGCUGCUGGCAGCGGUGUGCGCAGUCGGACUCCUGGGAGGCUUACUAGUAGGUGUCUGGUUUCUAGUCAAACUUCUGCUGAGGCCAUCCUCUUCCCAAACCGCGGUCGGGCUUGGAGAUACAAAGGAGACAUCUUUCUGCAACGUGACUGAUGACGUCUCCGUCUCCCACCCACGAAAAGUGUUUUACAGAAUCAGCCCGGAGAACUCCCUACUGGAGAUCCAGCUGGGAAAGCUGCACACCUGGCUGCCGGUGUGCUCCGAGAGGUGGAACUCAUCGUUAGGAACACUGGUCUGCAGGCAGCUGGGCUAUCUGAGACUGACCAGGCAUAAAGGAGUGAAUCUCACAGACGUUGGGCCAAACUACACGGAUGGUUUCAUUCAAAUUACCUUAAAACAGAAGAGCAGCUUAGAAAACAUGUGGCACUUCAGGGAGAGCUGCAUCACAGGGAAGGUUAUCGCUUUGCAGUGUUUUGAGUGUGGGGCCCGAGCGAAGCUGCCCAGGAUAGUAGGAGGCGUUGAGGCCCCGCUGGGCAGGUGGCCCUGGCAGGUCAGCCUCUAUUACAGCAACCGUCACACCUGCGGAGGGUCCAUCAUCACCAGUCAAUGGAUAGUAACAGCAGCCCACUGUGUGCACAACUACAGGCUACCUCAGGUGUCCAGCUGGGUGGUCUAUGCGGGCAUUGUGACUCGUAGUUCGGCGAAAAUCGCUCAGCACGCGGGCUACGUGGUGGAGAAGAUCAUCUACAACGAGAACUACAACCACAGGAGCCACGACAGCGACAUAGCGCUGAUGAAGCUGCAAAGACCCCUCAAUUUCUCAGACACAAUUAGACCCAUCUGCUUGCCGCCGUACGACUAUGAUCUCCCAGGUGGCACGCAGUGCUGGAUCUCUGGAUGGGGAUACACACGGCCCGACGGCGUUCAUUCGCCCGACACCCUGAAAGAAGCCCCAGUUCCUAUAAUAAGCACAAAGAAAUGCAACAGCUCCUGCAUGUACAACGGGGAUAUCACUCCACGGAUGCUCUGUGCCGGGUACACGGAAGGAAAAGUGGACGCAUGUCAGGGGGACAGCGGGGGGCCUCUUGUUUGCCAGGAUAAAAAUUUGUGGAGGCUUGCAGGAGUCGUUAGUUGGGGAACGGGCUGCGCUGAGCCGAACCAUCCCGGGGUUUACAGCAAAGUGGCUGAAUUCUUGGACUGGAUCUAUGACAUGAUUGAGAAUUACUGAGAACAAGAAAAGCAAAAACAGAAGAGGAUUCUGCUGAUUCAUUUGGGAUAGUGGAGAACUAUGGCUGUGUUUUAUUUAUACUUUAAAUGUCAGUUAGCUGACCUACACAUAAAGAGAGUGAAAAUAUAAACAUACAUGUUAUAUCUUUUAUGUACCGAGUAUAAAUUGUACCCCUCUAAAAGCAAUGUCUUG